Lichtheimia ornata is the source of this 1365-nucleotide messenger RNA. RefSeq lists its product as uncharacterized. The transcript has a single exon. The record is from RefSeq and is a predicted model, not a curated record. Gene Ontology annotation, molecular function: DNA-binding transcription factor activity, RNA polymerase II-specific; zinc ion binding; RNA polymerase II cis-regulatory region sequence-specific DNA binding. Gene Ontology annotation, biological process: positive regulation of transcription by RNA polymerase II; negative regulation of transcription by RNA polymerase II. Lineage: Eukaryota; Fungi; Mucoromycota; Mucoromycetes; Mucorales; Lichtheimiaceae. Bases 1 to 1365 code for a protein of 454 amino acids.
AUGAACACCGAUACAUUCAAUACGUUUUUUCAAUCAUUCGAUCAACCCACAGGGGACCAGUCCGAUUUUCUGGUGAACCUCUUUCAAGACCAAUCUACCCCCAUGGCAACGGAUGAUCAAAUGCCGUUCCUAUCACCACCCACUUCAUCACUCGAAUCCUCACCUGUUGCAUCGCCACAGUCGAGUGCUGAAGGUUCUCCAACAACAACUCUUUUACAAGACAACUUUUUACACAACCUACUCAUGUCGUCACCUGAUGACUUUAGUGGACUUGUGGAUCCAACUGCUAUUGUCAACCAAAUGGAACAAGAUUUCAUCAAGCUUGAGGAUACCGAGAUGGCACCCACUACACCACCCGCAUCACCACCACCAGCACCUUCGGAUAAGACAUCGGUAGCAGAAGCAGCAGCAGCAGCUUGUGCAGCUAUUGUUGGUGGUAGUGCAUCAUCGCCAUCAACAUCUCCCAUCAUGAAGGAAAAGCAACCCCCCUCUCAUCGUAAGCAACGUGUUCUUCCUCAUGGUCAAUCCACCUUUCCUAUCAAGGUUGCCAGCAGCAAGACUUCACGACCCCCACGCAAAUUGGAAUGCUUCAAUUGCAAGGUGACCAAGACACCUUUAUGGCGACGUACUCCGGAUCGGGCUCAUACCUUGUGCAAUGCUUGCGGUCUUUACUACAAGCAGUACAACCAACAUCGACCCCUGCAUGUGCGUCACAAGACCCAGCAAACGAGUCAGCUCCGCACUCAUCCUUAUGCCUCAGAACGUGUCUUGGCCCCAUCGUCGUCUCCAUCAUCGGUUACAGCAUCAUCAUCACCCCAAAGCAAUGUUGCCCCCAUGAUGUUUGCCACUUUGCCUUUGUUGCAGCCAACUUCCACUCAAGGUACUACCAAGAUGGUGGAUAUCGACAAGACAUCAUCAUCCACUGAGGAAUCUUCAUCUUCAUCAUCAUCAUCCAAUGCAAAUAACAGUGGUGUGGAAUGUGCCAAUUGUCAUCAAACCCAGACUCCUCUUUGGCGUAAAAAUGAUCGUGGUGAGCCUGUAUGCAAUGCAUGUGGAUUGUAUUCUCGCUUGCAUCAUCGUGAUCGACCCAUUGAAAUGCGCAAGACCAAGAUUCAACGUCGUCGCAGGGAUUGGGCUAUUGAGGAAGAGGAUCAUCAUCAUCAUCAAGGCGAUGUCAAGGACCAAAUGGCUACUGCCGCUAGUGUGAUGGAUGCCGAGGAUGCUCGUUUCUUGUCCUUAUUGGUGCAAAUGAACAACGACCAAAUGCAGGGAUUCCUUGGUAUGCUAGAACGUCGAUGCGAUAUUUUACGUGCGGUGCUUGACGCGUCUCCUCAAGCCAAAUCUGAACCCAUACAACAACAAUAG